Alternaria metachromatica is the source of this 1257-nucleotide messenger RNA. RefSeq lists its product as uncharacterized. Bases 1 to 1257 code for a protein of 418 amino acids. The transcript has 3 exons. NCBI's taxonomy places the organism in Eukaryota, Fungi, Ascomycota, Dothideomycetes, Pleosporales, Pleosporaceae. The record is from RefSeq and is a predicted model, not a curated record.
AUGUCGCCCACGACGCAGACGACGCUCUCUGUUAUCGCAGGUAAAGACCGACCUAUGGACUACAGCCUUUCUCGCAAGGUGGAUGAAAAGGAGUAUAUCACCACCAUCGACCUGACUGACACCACGUUGGAGCAGAGAAGGCUGGCAGCAAACCGAACAACUACAUUUGGUCUGAAAGCUUUUGGCGAACCGCAGAGUAAAGAGUUCGUCGUCGCCGCCGCCGACUUGCACAGAUCCGGCUUUAAAGAUGAGCAUCUUCGGAUCAUCACUCAACAACGAGAUGAAACGGCUGCCUCAACAACGGCGGCUCUCGACCGCUGGCUGCAUGUUCACACGGACCACGUGAAUCGAGAAACCUUCGAGAAAUUAGCUCUCAACUUCGUUCUCAAACACGAUGAAGAUCUGGUUCCGGUAGUGCUUUCGGUACUCGAGGAGGUCUGGUCUAACUAUGAAGAGCAGUCUGCGUAUGGAAGUCAUCUCCGACCUGGAGCAGUCUGGCGAUGUGAUGGGACCGAUGCUGAACAAUCGCAUAAGCCCGAUCUUUCCGCAACGUUCAUCUCGUUUCCUUAUUUCGAUGCUGGUACUGGGCCACCAUCGUACAAAUCCAAGGAGUAUCCAACUCAACUAUCCCGAGGACUAUUCGAGAACGCAUACCCGCACGAAGCGACACACAAUAGAGACGCCGAUCAGAUGUUCCGAAAAUUCAAACGCAAUAGAAAGAAGCAACACCUCCGCGUAUCUCAGCUAUGGGCUUUGGUCUUACGAUCUCGAACUAUCAUCACGUGCUCGUCCAGCCCGCUUCCCGAAAUGUUCCAUGGCGUGGAGUUUGUUGCAGCGAACGAUCUUCUUGUCAAAGAGCCGGGUAGGAUUCAUGUAACUGAUCAUCUCAGACGGGUCAUGUACCUGCCAUUGGAGACAUGCACCACCUUUUUCGGACUUCGACGUACUCUGGAGGAGCACUGCUUCAGAGAUACUGAAACCACAAUCGACGACUGCAUCAUAACUGGCGAGGACAGCUGCAAAGAGCUAAACGCUAUUGAGUGGCCUGAUCUACUCAAGUUUCGCAUGUCGCCAUUCAUAUACGUACGACUACACCCGAAAACGAAAACCACUCGUGAAGUAUCGGGUGGAGGCGGGAUUCAACUGGAGUCGCCUAAAGUCACCAGACUGAUUGAGUACGAAAGCUUAGACUCUGAUGAUGAUGAUGAUGAUGCGAGAGCAGAUGAUAUGGCCCUCGUGUUGUCAAAGCAUCAGUAG